CUGCCUUCCCACGUCACCUUGGAGCAACGAGGACAGAAGAUGGCGAGCUACUGGGCAUGCCUGCUGCUGCUGGUCGCCGUGGCAUCUGCGGUCCCCCUGCAGACCCCUCAGCAGAGCCCCCAGCAGACCCCCCAGAAAACCUCCCUGGAGACCCCGCAACCCCACGAGCAAGCCAUCACCCAGGCUAUCGAUUUCUACAACCAAGGGCCCACGGUGACCUAUGCCUUCCGCCUCCUGUUCGCAGCCCCUCCGCCCCAAGUGGCCCAGGACCAGGCAGCUAAUCCGCUUCAGCAGCUGAACUUCACCAUCAUGGAGACCACGUGCCUAGCGUCGGCCUACCCCGUAGUGGAGCAAUGCGCCUUCAAGGAGAACGGGCUGGUCAGAGACUGCUCCGGACACUUCUCCAACCAGGAAGCGUGCCCUGUUGUUGCCAUCACCUGUGACGUCGCCCCUCCUCGGGUGAGUUUUCCCACCAGGUAA
Molecule: messenger RNA, 480 nt
Organism: Pelodiscus sinensis (Chinese soft-shelled turtle)
Lineage: Eukaryota; Metazoa; Chordata; Testudines; Trionychidae
Source: RefSeq, a predicted model, not a curated record